GCAAACAAAAACCAUAAAAUUUAAAAUUUAAUACGUCAACAAUCAACAUGUAAAAAUUCUCCUAUAAUCCCUGGUAUAAUGUCAUCUUCCCAUUAUUGACCACGUUAAUGCGAUUUGCAGUAGAUUAUAUAACACCCGGACUUAAUUACUUAACAAUAUUUUUACACUGUUUUUACAUAUUUUGAUAUUGCUAAUGUAUUCAUUUUCUAACAUCAAAAAUGUCUUUAAGAUUUAGAAUUAUUCAGCUAAAGCGCAAUAAAUUUGCCAAAAUUAGUAUUGGAACUUUUAUUAUCUUACUAUUACUAUUGGCAUUAUAUAAACGUUCAGAAAGUAUACAAAACUCACACGAAUCAACACUUUCUAAACAUUCUAGAUUUUCAAAUCAGGUACCAAUUUACCGUGAUCAAAUUUCUGGUAAUUUUGAGUAUUCUACUUCUACUAAUAAACCGGGUCCUGGGGAAAAAGGUAAAGCUCACCAUGUACCAAGUGAUAGAGAAAAUGAAGCAUUGCAAUCCCUAUCCGAAUAUGGCAUGAACAUGGCUUGCUCAGACGAUAUCUCUCUAAAUAGAUCAAUUCCAGAUCACCGCGAGGAGGAGUGUAAAUAUUGGACUUAUCCAGAACAAUUACCACGUACUAGUGUAAUAAUAGUAUUUCAUAAUGAAGGUUGGUCAUCUUUAUUGAGAACUGUCCACAGUAUUCUUAAUAGAACUCCACCUCAAUUUUUGGAAGAAAUUCUUUUGGUUGAUGACUUUAGUAGUAAAGAAAAUUUAAAAAAGAAACUAGAAUAUUAUAUUGAAAAGUUUAAUGGUAAAGUAAGAUUAAUUAGAAAUUCUGAACGUGAAGGACUGAUUAGAACACGAUCAAAGGGUGCUUCAAAUGCUAGGGGGGAAGUAAUUUUAUUCUUAGACGCUCAUUGCGAAGUUGGAUACAAUUGGUUACCACCAUUAAUUGCACCGAUUGCCCGAGAUAGAAAAAUUAUGACAGUUCCUGUGAUUGAUGGAAUUGAUCAUAAUACUUGGGAGUAUCGUCCAGUUUACGAAAAAGAUCAUUUAUUCCGUGGUAUAUUUGAAUGGGGUAUGCUGUAUAAAGAAAUUGAAAUACCUGCUCAAGAAGAACGAAAAAGAAUUUACAAAAGUGAACCUUAUAAGUCGCCAACUCACGCAGGUGGUCUUUUUGCCAUUGAUAGAAAUUAUUUUCUUGAACUUGGAGCAUAUGAUCCUGGGUUACUUGUUUGGGGAGGAGAAAAUUUUGAAUUGUCGUUUAAAAUUUGGCAGUGUGGUGGUAGCAUUGAAUGGGUCCCUUGUUCCCGAGUUGGACAUGUUUACCGUGGAUUUAUGCCAUAUAACUUUGGAGAACUUGGCAAAAAGGUCAAAGGACCUUUGAUAACAUAUAACUACAAACGUGUAAUUGAGACAUGGUUUGAUAAUAAACAUAAAGAAUUCUUUUAUACUCGUGAACCAUUAGCGCGCUACUUAGACAUGGGUGAUAUAUCUAAACAAUUGGAAUUGAAGGAUAAACUGCAAUGCAAAGAUUUUUCAUGGUUCAUGGAAAAUGUUGCAUAUGAUGUGUAUACAAAGUUUCCUGAACUUCCACCAAAUCUAUACUGGGGGGAAUUACGAAAUAUCGGCAAAACAACUUGUCUAGAUACCAGAGGUCAUCAACCACCAUCAUUAGUAGGCUUAGAGUUAUGUCACGGACAAGGAAAUAAUCAGCUUUUUAGAUUGAAUACAAAAGGACAGCUUAGCGUCGGUGAGCGUUGUAUUUUUGCUGAUCGACAAAAUGUAAAAUUAGUUGUAUGUCCAUUAGGAACUGUUGAUGGGCCAUGGCAAUAUGAAUCUACUAACAAGUUGUUACUACAUUCAAUAACAAGGAAGUGUCUUAGUGUUCAUCCAUCAUCCGAUCAAGUAAUAUUAACACCGUGUGAUUCUAAUAAUGCUAAUCAACAGUGGAUAUUUAAACAAGUUGUGCCAAGUUGGACAAGUUAAAUGAACAAAGCAAUAUUUUGUAACUGUUUUUUUUUUUACAUUUUUUUACAUUUUUGUAUUAAAUAAAAUAAGAUAUAUUUCUUGUUAUUAUAUAAAUUAAGAGUAUAUUUUUCAUUAAACAACAAGAAAUCCAAAAAGUA
Molecule: messenger RNA, 2125 nt
Organism: Metopolophium dirhodum (rose-grain aphid)
Lineage: Eukaryota; Metazoa; Arthropoda; Insecta; Hemiptera; Aphididae
Gene: Pgant7
Product: N-acetylgalactosaminyltransferase 7
Exons: 12
Coding region: 219-1985 (588 amino acids)
Cellular component (GO): Golgi apparatus
Source: RefSeq, a predicted model, not a curated record